Molecule: messenger RNA, 1850 nt
Organism: Aspergillus candidus
Lineage: Eukaryota; Fungi; Ascomycota; Eurotiomycetes; Eurotiales; Aspergillaceae
Exons: 1
Coding region: 334-1812 (492 amino acids)
Biological process (GO): lipid metabolic process
Source: RefSeq, a predicted model, not a curated record
GUCGGUAUGCAUGCAUUGACAAAUCCGGAACAUCAUAUUCGACAUCACUCGAAUGUGAAACCCAAUGGCUUUCCCUCUUGGUUCAUUAUAAUUCACGCGACAAGUAGUUGAAGAAACCCUCGUUCAGCAGUCGAACCGGAAAUGCCAGAAAAGUGGAGCAAUUUGACGCGUCGUCGGGUCGUCCGAUAGCAACGAGUCCGUCUGAUCAUCAACUGAACUCCGACAACUUGCUUUUUCGUGCUGACGCAGUCAAGCAACGACAUGUGCAGCAUACACGUCUGCCGAAUUAUCUCCUGACGUUGCAAGUCGGUCGAUAUCCAGAUUGUUGGACAGAUGACGGCGCUGCAUCCCGCGUUCCACCCGCAAGGGAUUGACACCCAGUCCACUGGUGAGAUGGUCGCCUUUGGAUCUUUGCGGGACUUUGCUGUCAUUCCCAUCGUCAUUAUCCCGCUGUUGGUUUCUCAAAGACGAGGGAGAUGGGUGCUUUAUAUGCGACGGCUGGCGUUUUUGUGCGUCUGUUUUCUGAUCACCCAGACCAUUCGUUACAGUCGCUGUUCGCUGGGGAGUAACCUUGUCAUUGGGAUCUGGUCUGCGUAUCUCGCUAUCUGGAGCGGCGUGUUUUUGGUUUUUCGAGACUUUGAAGAGUGCCUUAUGCGAGUCGAGGAGCACGUCGUUGUAGAAGCUAUCCAGCAGUCCCCUUGCAAAGACCAAGCCUAUACUUCUCCAGCCACCAUGCAGCAUGAAGAACCUUCCACAGGAAAGCGACACCAGCGACCAACAUCCACAGCACCAGCAUCCCAGGAGGUGCAUCUCCUCCGCUGGCAAAAAUACCCAGAAACUCUUCUCCACCGCUUCUUCUGGGUCCUCGAUAUGCUCCUCAGUCUCAAAGGCGCCGGCUGGAACUGGGGCCCAUCAUCGCAAUCGCUCUCUCUUCCGAAACGCCUUCCAUCACGAACCCCCGACGAUAGGAAAAGUCCACUACGCUCUCUGAUGCUUACCUCCUCGCUCAAAUCCCUAGCCCUCUACCUGCAAAUGCUCUUCCUCCAGGCUAUCGCUCUGAGAGACCCCUACUUCUGGGGUCCCUAUGCCCCGCCCUCUCAUCAGCCGGCUCUGGUACCGCAGAGCGCCUUCCAGCGAGCGACUAGAGCAUGUCUAUCAGCAGCCAUGAUAUGGACUUCAAUGGCGCUCAUUGCCUCCUCGCUGGCUCUCGCUCACGCUCUCACCACUGCCUGCAUUCGCUCACUCCGCAACAAGUCAGGCGCAGUAGCCCUCGAAUCCGCAUGGCUCCUACACGCCGAUACCCUACUCCUCCCUGACACAGGCACUAACGCACGAAAACCACCCACCCCCAAAACUACAACCACCCUCGAAUGGUUCUGGGGUUCCUUCUGGCACCAGACCUACAGACAGGGUCUGGUAGAAGCCUCGCGGUGGCUCUCAACACCGCUGGGGAAGACGCGCGCCCGCACCGUAGUCUUCCGCUUCUUGGUCUUCUCCCUCAGCGGUGCUAUCCAUUGGUGCGGGCUGUAUACCGGCUUGGUGCCGCACGGUGGAGCCCCGUCGUGGCGGCCGGUUCUGUUCUUUGCGGUGCAGCCGGUGGGGAUGUUUGCUGUGGGGUGGUUGAGGAGGUUGUUGCUGUUGUUGUCGGGGAGGAGUGAGAGGUUGUGGAGGGUUGUUGAUAUGGGUGUGACUUUAGCGUGGUUGGUGGGGACUGCGCCGUGGCUUUUGGGUGAGUUGGCUUGGACGGGGACUUGGGUGCUUGAUGUGCCGGGGUUGGGGGAUGUUGGGAGGAUGGUUGGGUUGGGGGAUUGAUGCUGAUGGCUGUAUUCCUUUUUUCUCGUAGAAUGUCU